Messenger RNA from Periophthalmus magnuspinnatus, 1039 nucleotides. RefSeq lists its product as uncharacterized. The record is from RefSeq and is a predicted model, not a curated record. The coding region runs from base 1 to 747 and encodes 248 amino acids. Lineage: Eukaryota; Metazoa; Chordata; Actinopteri; Gobiiformes; Gobiidae. The transcript is spliced from 4 exons.
AUGGACCCUGCCAAAGAGGAGGUGUUUUCGGACCCAGAGGAGACAUCAGAUCAAAGCCAAGACCAGGACUCUGCGGAGGAAGAGGAUGAAGAUGGCCAAACCUUUAACACCUGGAUGCAGCGCUGCAGAGGAGAGACCACAGAGGAUGAACCUGUUCAGGAAGUGAUUGUGCAAAGAGGAAGUACAACUGGUCUGGACCCUCCCCCUCCACAAAUGGGCCGCCGGGCCUCCCUCCCCUGUCCGUCCACUCUCUCCUCCAUGACUCUGUCUCGGCUCCAUGUCUCAACUGCGGCUCCAGUAACGGCGAAACUCCUCUUGCGCCGCUCAUCUUCUCGUCGUUUGCUGCCAUCACCACAGGAAGUCCCGCCCCCUCCAGGAGAGAGAGAGAGGAGGAGUUCGCUAGCCCUGAUUCACGCCCCGCCUACCAUCCAAGAGAGACCUGCCCCCCUCGACCGGGUAUCAAUCCCUCAACCCAAACAAAGUUCCGAGAGACCCAGCCUCCUGGAGAGGAGAGGUCACUUUAGGAGGAGGAACGUCAUGUCUCUGAGCGAUGCAGACAGUGUGUGUUUGAUCUGCCACAACGACCUCAAACACGGAACGGGAACCAGAGAACUGCAGUGUGCACACAGCUUCCACAAGGAGUGUAUAGAGGAGUACCUGUGGAGGAAACGGCAGUGUCCCACGUGUCAUGUUCAGGUGUCUCUGCCUCAGAAUCUGCUCUGGACCUCCACCCUCAAAGUACCCUAAACCCCAUGUCCCACAAUGCACCAAGAGCCAAACAUCUACAGCUUCCAGCAUGUAUCGGGCACACCAACGGUGAUACAUUUGGGGAAAAAAAAUACAGAAAAAAGGAUCUCCAGAAUAAAGCUCCUAUGGUGCAGUUGGGCCAAAGUACCGUGAACUACAACUCUCAGGAUUCAAUAGGAGAAAGGUGCAUCAGCUUCUAAUGAUUAAAUCUGUUAAAGGCAUGCAUUUAUUUACUGACGUAGGUCUGAUUACGGAUUAUAAAUGGACUUAAACUACAUGUCCCAGGAUUCCU